CUCCCUCACGUGAAAAAAAGUGUUUUGUCGAUUUCUGACAUUCCACAGAAAGACCUACGCCAGUGACUAAAAAAGUAUGCAUCACAAUUUUGCAUCCGAUGGUUGUAUUUUUAUCCACAGAGAAUAAAUCACUCUUCAAUUCACUCAGGUCAGAAGGAGCUCAACAUUUUUCUCCACAAUGUACUUGGUUUCUAUCCUUUUUACCAGUCUGGCCCUGACACCGCUGUUACUUAAAGCAUUCUUCCCGUACUUCUGGAAAGAUGCCUUCUACCUCGCUGACUUGGUUCGCAUUUUGAUGAAGUUUGUUUUACGUAGAAGAAGGAAACCGUCAUUUAUGGUUUUGGACCGUUUUUUGGAGCAGUCCGUCGCCCAUCCCGACAGAUCGUUCAUCCUGUUCGACAAUAAAAACUAUUCGUAUCGAGACACGGACAAAAGGAGCAACAAAAUAGCCAAUGCUUUACGGAGACACUCCGAGCUGCGAGCGGGGGAUACCGUCGCUCUGUUUAUGGGAAACGAGCCUGCCUUCAUAUUUACCUGGCUGGCCCUGGCCAAACUGGGAUGUCCAGUUGCGUUUCUUAACCAUAACAUUAGAUCUAGAUCUCUGCUGCACUGUUUUAACUGUUGCAGCGCUAAGGUGCUCAUAGCAGCCGCAGAGCUCCAGGAGGCGGUGAUGGAGGUGCUCCCGUCGUUAAGGGAGCAGGGUGUGUGGGUGUGUCUGAUGGCAAAACGGUGUGACACACCCGGCAUGGAGGUCUUCUCCGACCAAGUGGAGGAAGCUCCGGACACGCCUCCCCCCCAGUCCCUUCGCUCAGGUGUCACCUUCAAAAGCCCAGCUGUGUACAUCUACACAUCCGGAACCACAGGUCUUCCUAAAGCCGCAGUGGUGAAUCAGAACCGCCUGCUGACUGCCCUGGCUGUGUUGGAUUCCACUGGCGUCACACCUGGUGAUGUCAUAUACCUCAACCUGCCUCUGUACCACACCGCCGGCUUCCUAAUCGGUCUUAUAGGCUCCAUCGAGACAGGGUCCACAAUUGUCCUGAGGAGGAAGUUCUCGGCCUCUCAGUUCUGGGACGACUGCAGGAAGUACAACGUGACUGUGAUCCAGUACAUAGGAGAGAUCAUGAGGUACCUCUGUAAUACGCCCAAGCGAGACAAUGACAGAGAUCAUUGUGUGAGGCUGGCCAUUGGGAACGGUGUGAGAGCCGAGAUAUGGAAGGAAUUUCUGGACCGAUUUGGGAACAUCCAAGUGAGAGAGUUUUAUGCUUCUACUGAGGGAAAUGUGGGAUUUGUCAACUACACCGGGAAAAUAGGAGCCAUCGGAAGAGUUAACUACCUACACCAGAAGCUGUUUCCCUAUGUUCUGAUUAAAUACAACACGGAGAGAGAUGAACCAAUCAGAGACACCAGUGGGCUGUGUGUUGAAGCUCCCAGAGGUGAGACGGGAUUGUUGGUGUCGAAGAUUACAGACAUCGCUCCUUUUGUCGGAUACGCGAAGAACAGCCAGCAAACAGAGAAGAAGAAACUGAGAGAUGUGCUUCAGAAAGGAGACCUGUACUUUAAUAGUGGAGACCUGCUGAAGAUCGACCACGAUAAUUUCAUUUAUUUUCAGGAUAGAGUCGGAGAUACCUUUAGGUGGAAAGGGGAGAACGUGGCCACAACAGAAGUAACAGACAUCCUCACCCUGAUAGACUUUGUCCAAGAGGCAAAUGUUUACGGCGUUCAAGUACCAGGGAACGAGGGGAGGAUAGGAAUGGCAGCCAUCACGGUGAAGGAGGGAAAACAGUUUGACGGCAACAAAACGUUUAGCCACGUAGCCAGCUACCUACCUGCCUACGCGCGGCCACAUUUUAUACGCAUCCAGAACGCGGUGGAGGUGACGGGCACCUUCAAGCAGAUGAAGGUGAAGUUGGUGGAGGAAGGUUUCGACCCGACCUGUGUCACGGACCCACUCUACAUCCUACAGGACGGACAGCAGAGCUACACACCGCUGACUGGCCCCGUCUACAGAUCCGUAGUGUCAGGCAGCUUCAAGCUGUGACCUGGCAGAUAUAUGGGUCCUGUAGUCCACAACACACACACACACACAGAGAAAUGAAAGAAGCAUUUUGUUGUAGUCCCACCGCAAUAAGCCCCCAAUAUCAUGAACAGACACCUAAUGUAUGUACAGCAACUCUGGUUCACAGGGGGCCUUCAGGAAAACUGAUCCUAGGUGAGCACUGUUCAUAGAGGCCGUGUUCAAACCAGCUGUCAAACUGUGAUAUUUAGAAUUUUGUGGGAAACACUUAAAACACACUACUCACGCGUACUUCAUAAUUUGUAGAUACUCUUUUAUUAAAAGGUAGGGUUUCCUGGGCAGGGGACUCCUGUGGGGGUGCCAGGGUGGGGAAGAGGGCUGACUGGGCUGAGGGGAUGCUGCCCUCCUUUGGGGGUGCCAGGUUGGGGAAGAGGGCUGACUGGGCUGAGGGGAUGCUGCCCUCCUUUGGGGGUGCCAGGUUGGGGAAGAGGGCUGACUGGGCUGAGGGGAUGCUGCCCUCCUUUGGGGGUGCCAGGUUGGGGAAGAGGGCUGACUGGGCUGAGGGGAUGCUGCCCUCCUUUGGGGGUGCCAGGUUGGGGAAGAGGGCUGACUGGGCUGAGGGGAUGCUGCCCUCCUUUGGGGGUGCCAGGUUGGGGAAGAGGGCUGACUGGGCUGAGGGGAUGCUGCCCUCCUUUGGGGGUGCCAGGUUGGGGAAGAGGGCUGACUGGGCUGAGGGGAUGCUGCCCUCCUUUGGGGGUGCCAGGUUGGGGAAGAGGGCUGACUGGGCUGAGGGGAUGCUGCCCUCCUUUGGGGGUGCCAGGUUGGGGAAGAGGGCUGACUGGGCUGAGGGGAUGCUGCCCUCCUUUGGGGGUGCCAGGUUGGGGAAGAGGGGGUGCCAGGUUGGGGAAGAGGGCUGACUGGGCUGAGGGGAUGCUGCCCUCCUUUGGGGGUGCCAGGUUGGGGAAGAGGGCUGACUGGGCUGAGGGGAUGCUUCCCUCCUCUGGGGUGGGAUGGCUAAGUUGUGACACACCACUCGCUUUGUUACAGCAGAUGUUGGAUGUCUUUUAAUGUGUGUAUGCGUCCUGGUUUUAGUGAAUUUGUGAGGACGCUAAUUCUCUGCAAUGACGGAGGUCCUCAUGACGAAACAUUUUGUUUUUGGAUGAGCAGUUUGGUUUUCUGGAAAGUUCCAAUUUUUGUUUAGGGUUAAAAUGCAGUCUAUUUGACUAACACAUUGUUGCACAUGUUUUUAUAGUCUCCAAUGCGCAAUGGUUUGUCUUGUGUUUUACUAUGUAUGCUGCUUUAUUGGCCAGGGUUUACUGUGGCUAAAUAAAGAAUAUUUAAUACCAUGAA
Messenger RNA from Esox lucius (northern pike), 3364 nucleotides. Its product is annotated as very long-chain acyl-CoA synthetase. Gene Ontology annotation, molecular function: long-chain fatty acid transmembrane transporter activity; long-chain fatty acid-CoA ligase activity. The transcript is spliced from 11 exons. Bases 179 to 2038 code for a protein of 619 amino acids. The record is from RefSeq and is a predicted model, not a curated record. Lineage: Eukaryota; Metazoa; Chordata; Actinopteri; Esociformes; Esocidae.